CUGUUCAGUAAUAAAAUGCAGGGCAGAGUUCUUUCAUUGCUUCCUGCUUUCAUUUGAACGCAAAGCACACAUCAGGAGAGCAGGACAGAGUUAACCACAGUGAUCCAGCCAUGGAUAUUCACAACCAAACAGACCAAAUAGACAACUCAUUCGGAUACGACUCUGUCAUCUUUGGCUUCCUGUACAUACUGAUCUUCAUAGUUGGCCUGCUUCUGAACUCCAUGGCUGUCUGGGUGUUCUUCCAGAUCCAGACGCAGCAGCGAACCUUCAUGCUAUAUUUGCGCAAUAUGGCAGUGGCUGACCUCCUCAUGGCCCUCACGCUACCAAUCAACAUGCUCAUUGAGAUCAAGUACAAAUCUUCUCUGGUUCAAGUCGUGUCAUGUAAAUACACAGCCGUGCUUUUCUACUGCUGCAUGUACACCAGCAUCCUCUUCCUCGGAUUGGUGGCUCUGGAUCGCUACUUAAAGAUCGUGAGACCGUUCGGUGGAACGUGUGGUGCUUGUCUGUACAGUUACUCAUUCACCAUAGCCAUGGCUUUUAUGGUGUGGUUUGCAAUGAUAUCUCUUUCACUUCCCAAUACAAUACUAACCAAUCAGACUAUCCCAGAUACCAUGAACUGUGCAGAUAUAAAGACUGAGCUCGGUAAAACAUGGCACCAAGUGGUGGUAUACACCAACAUACUGAUCUUCUUCCUAGUUCUGAUCAUCCUGCUCACCUGCUACAUGUCCAUCUACAGACACAUCCAUCAAUCCUCUGCCCAGUUUAUCAUGGUCGGAGAGACACUCCCGCGUAAGGCCAAGAAAGGGCAGAACAUUCUUGUCUUACUGGUUGUGUUUUUUAUCUGCUUUGUGCCUUAUCAUCUAUGUAGGAUCCCGUUCACCAAAAGUCAAACUAAUAAAGGUCCGAUAUCGUAUUCAUUGAUAAUUGGGAAAAAGGCGACACUUUUGUUGGCUAUGUUCAACGUGUGUCUGGACCCGAUUAUUUACUUCCUCAUGUGCAAGUCUUUUAGGAGUAAGCUAUUUCAAAUACUGGGAUUCCAGACACUCAGUAACAAAAUGUCCACGUACUCUAGAACAUCUUCAAGAAAAACAGUAGUAGUGAUGAUGUUUAAGGAAAGCCCACCUUGAUAAGGAAAAUCAGUGUUGUAUGGACAUUAAAGUAUAUAUAAAUUAUGACAAUUGAUAAAUGCCAUAUAUAGACACUCAAUAGCUAGUUUAAGAAGCUCACCCAAACUGGAAAAAGAACAGCUGAUGUCUUUCCAAUCUUCAAUUGUACAGUUUCCAUGAGCCUGUAGCCUCCAAUUUGUCUUCUUGGUUAAAGUGACACAGGUCGAUGUAUUAAAAAGAUGAAUAGUACCCUGUGGAGCUAGAAUAACCCCUAGGUACUUGAAUCACACACUAUUGCCUGCUGCCUCAUGCCUGUGAAGGAGAACGAGCUGGAAAAACACCACGCGCUGGCCAAAGUUUAUCCCCUUUAUAAUAUUAUAAUGAGCGAGGUCGCAACAAACAUGGCGGAACCGGCGGCCUCUGACACAGACGCGAGCGCUCAAGAGCCUUCAAGCUCACAGGUGUGUUUAGAUUUGGAAUAUUUCAAUUCUAACCUGUAGAAAAGUUGAUGUAAUAAGUAAAGACACCAAUUAGCAUUAUUUUGUAAGCUGUCAUUGCACUGACCUGGGUGAGUCGCCAUGUUUGCUGUGGCUCCGCGGUCGCGACCUCUGACUCACGCAUGACCUCACGUGACUUUUCCGAACUGGCUGCUGAGCGAGUGGUUUGUAAACAGCCUAACACGUGGUUAGGACGCCCCACGUUAGGAAAUAAAAUGUAUUGAAACAAAAUGAUGCAUACCAGCUAUGGGGAUGGGUAUCAGCUCAAACAAUUCAGAAAGGGGAGUGGAUUAAAUGAUUCCUGAACCAGCACAUCGACCUGUGUCACUUUAACAGGACUGGAACACGAUGUGGUCUUCUGCUGUUGAAGACCAUCUGUCUCGGGUUUCACCACUGUUGUGUUUUCUGAGAUGCUUUCUGCUCACCAUGGUUGUAAAGAGUGGUUAUUUGAGGUACUGUAGCCUUCCUGUCAGCUCGAACCAGUCUGGCCAUUAUCCUCCAACAUUGGUCAUCAGCAAAGCAUCUUUGCUUGCAGAGCUGCCUCAGGAGUUUUUUUGUUGUUGUUGUUUUGUUUUUUUAAUGAGUUCGUUUUCACACUUUCCACUUGUGUCAGCAGCUUCUAAAAUACUAGCUAAAACAACCAUGCCAUCCUCAUGAAGGUCACAUUUGUUUUCCCAAUUUUGAUGCUUGAUGUAAAUAUUAACUGAAGGUCCUUGCGUGCAUCUGUAUGGUUUCAUGCAUCACGCUGCAGCCACUUGAUUGGUUGAUUAAAUAAUUGCAUGAAUGUAUAGGUGUUCCUACUGACAUGGACAUUAAGUGUACAUAAACUGUAUAUAUACACAGUAUUGUGCAAAAGUCUUAGGCACAUCUAAAGAAAUGCUGUCAACCAAAAAUGGCUUAAAAAAUCUCAUCUCAUCUCAUUAUCUCUUGCCGCUUUAUCCUUCUACAGGGUCGCAGGCAAGCUGGAGCCUAUCCCAGCUGACUACGGGCGAAAGGCGGGGUACACCCUGGACAAGUCGCCAGGUCAUCACAGGGCUGACACAUAGACACAGACAACCAUUCACACUCACAUUCAUACCUACGGUCAAUUUAGAGUCACCAGUUAACCUAACCUGCAUGUCUUUGGACUGUGGGGGAAACCGGAGCACCCGGAGGAAACCCACGCGGACACGGGGAGAACAUGCAAACUCCGCACAGAAAGGCCCUCGCCGGCCCCGGGGCUCGAACCCAGGACCUUCUUGCUGUGAGGCGACAGCGCUAACCACUACACCACCGUGCCGCCCCGGCUUAAAAAAUAAUGAAAUUAAAUGAUUCAACAUUAAAAAAAUAUGAUAAACAGUAAUUAGUAAGCCAUAAGAAAUGAAACAAAGUCAAUAUUUGGUGUGAGAUGACCCUUCGCUUUAAAAAAAAAAUAGUCGUCUCAGGUACAAUGAGUGCAGUUCUAUAAGGAAAUGAGCUGUAGGUUUUACUGAGCAUCUUGCAGAACCAGCCACAGUUCUUCUGGACACUUUGAGUGUCACACUUGCUUCUUAAUUUGGCACCAAAACCCAGUACCCUUCAUUAUGUUUUCUUUUUUAAUCUGAAAGGUGGGCUCUGACGUAUUAUGCUGUUCAGAUACAAAAAAAUUUUCUGUAACAUUUAAUUUUGUGCUGGGAAAAAGAUGAACGUUUGGAACUCUAAAAUGUUUUUGUAAUGUUUUGACUCGAUAAUGUAGAAGUCAUAAAAUAGAAAUCUAGAACAAAGUUUGUAUAAAAAAAUGGGGUGCUUCAGACUUUUGCACAGUACUGUAUGUGUAUUAUUAUUAUUAUUAUUAUUAUCAUCAUCAGAAUGUAUAUGUAUUGUUUAUUGACAUCACUCAAUUUUAUUUUUAUAUGAAAAAUAACUUAAAGGAUCUAAUCACUUUUUGUUGUCAUGGAGAAUAUAACAGUGAAAGUUUUAUAUUUGUAUAAAGCAAGCUCAUCUCUUUUUAUAUGACUGUUUGUAUGAUGAAAAUUGUUAAAAUGAGCAGUAUUUAAUGGUAAAACUGUCUUCUGAAAUCAUAUAGAAUGACUAUAAAGAAACAUCUUUGAUUAAAACUGCAGUACUUUUAACAGUG
Neoarius graeffei (lesser salmon catfish) is the source of this 3698-nucleotide messenger RNA. RefSeq names its product G-protein coupled receptor 87-like. Lineage: Eukaryota; Metazoa; Chordata; Actinopteri; Siluriformes; Ariidae. Bases 111 to 1127 code for a protein of 338 amino acids. The record is from RefSeq and is a predicted model, not a curated record. Gene Ontology annotation, biological process: G protein-coupled receptor signaling pathway. Gene Ontology annotation, molecular function: G protein-coupled purinergic nucleotide receptor activity. Gene Ontology annotation, cellular component: membrane. The transcript has 2 exons.